AUGACUAGAUUCCUGGAGGGGUGCAUGAUGGCGGCCUUUCCCUUAGCGUUGGAGGACAGAGGUCAUUCAGAAGAUAUAGGAGAGUUUAUUGGAUCGAACAUUGAAAUAUCCUGGGUGCCUAACUUGGAUGACUUAAUGAAAGGAUAUGCAAGGAACUUUAGACCUGGAAUUGGAGGUGCCCCUGUGAUUGUUGCUGUAGAUGUUGAAGUAACAAGCAUUGAUCACAUUUCAGAAGUGAACAUGGAGUACACCAUGACAGUUUUCCUCCACCAAAGCUGGCGGGAUGAAAGGCUCUCUUACAAUCAUACCAACAAGACUCUUGGCCUGGACAGCAGAUUUGUUGAAAAACUUUGGCUUCCAGAUACGUUUAUUGUAAAUGCCAAAUCAGCCUGGUUUCAUGAUGUCACUGUAGAAAACAAGUUAAUCCGUCUGCAGCCAGAUGGUGUCAUCUUAUACAGCAGCAGAAUCACCUCUACAGUGUCCUGUGACAUGGAUCUAACCAAGUAUCCCAUGGAUGAACAAGAAUGUAUGCUGGAACUAGAAAGCUAUGGCUAUUCAUCAGAAGAUAUUCUGUACCGGUGGUCAGAAAACCAAGAAAAGAAUCAUGGUUUGGAUAAAAUUGAGCUGGCACAGUUUACAGUUACAAACUAUAGAUUCACAAAAAAUGAGAUGAUCUUGAAAUCAGCUGGUGAGUUCCCCAGACUGAGCCUACAUUUCCAUCUAAGAAGAAACAGAGGUGUUUACAUUAUAGAGUCCUAUGUACCUUCCAUUCUACUAGUUGCCAUGUCAUGGGUUUCCUUCUGGAUUAGUCAGGCGGCUGUUCCUGCCAGAGUUUCCUUAGGUAUCACUACUGUACUAACAAUGACAACUUUGAUGGUCAGUGCUCGAACCUCUUUGCCAAGAGCAUCUGCAGUUAAAGCUCUGGAUGUCUACUUUCUGAUCUGCUAUGUAUUUGUAUUUGCUGCCCUGGUGGAAUAUGCUUUUGCUCAUUAUAGUGCAGACUACAUAAAAAAGGAGAAAGUGAAGACUAAAGCCAGCAAGAAGAACAAACAGGUACAAAUGAACGAAGGACAAUACGCUAUUGUUUUACUGUCCCUUUCAAUAUUAGGAAUGGACCAAAGUUUAACCCUUAUCAACAAACACCACUUUGCAACCCAAAAUGAAGCCAGAUUAGAGGGAAUGCGGAAAGACAAACUACAGAUCUGCCGUGAUCCUAAACCUGAGAAGGAAAGCCGUUUGAAAUCAUUACUGAGGCCUAUUGAGGCAGAUUCAAUUGAUGUUUAUGCCAGGGCUGUUUUCCCAGCAGCCUUUGCAGCUGUCAAUAUUAUCUACUGGGUAGCUUACACAAAAUGAUUCAAAAGAGUGUCUCAGUUGCACCCAGUCUGACCCUGUGGAAACUGAACACAAAGGGAAAUAAUUUGGUUUAAGCAACUACAAAACUGCAAAUAUAUUUAUAUAUCCUAGAAGGGUAAAAAAGUUAGGGCAUGUAAUGAGCCCCAAAUAUUAAAUUUCAGCAUUCCUGAGAUGCACUGCUUUCUGUUUGUUUUCAAUUCCCAGAUGUUGCCUUUGUGAUAAACAGCAUACCUUAUAUAACAAAAUGUUCCCACUCGAGCUCUGAAGCACAAUAACUCCUAUCUAGUAGAAUAAGCCUUUAAGUGCACAGUUAAGAGUAAUUUUACACAACAAUUAGAUGAUCCUUGAGUUUGCUACCCCAGCUUUUAAUAAUCCCGGGGAAUUUGUUCUCAGCAUGUUUUUGUACUAUUAAGUGCUUUUGAAGAUUUGUGGGUGAAUGAUUCACUGAAAAUUCUGUUAUAUAUGGAAUGGAACCAUCUUCACAUUUUUCUAACUGCUUUGAAAAAGAUUAGUUUUAGAUCCCUGUAUAUUUAGCAAAGCUUUAGGAAGGCAUAGUUGGAUCAUGAAGUAUUCUUUUAGUUACACUCAUUUUCAGGGUAAAGUAACUGUGUGCAGAAAAUACAGUUUUCCCACACCUAGUUGUGAUCUGAACAUCCAACCCCAGGACCAAACUAUGCAGUGGUAAUGUUUAGGUUGCUGUAACUAGUUAUACCCCAAUGAGGAUCUGCUCUAAGAGGAGCAUUAGUCCUGAACACAUGACUUUGAUUCUACCUAAUAAUUAUUGGUAGCUCAGACUGGAUGGCCAAGAGCUCUACAUAUGGUCAGCCGUUUCUCAUUUGCCCAACAUCUUUCUUUGUGUGAGACCAGCUUUAUAUAAAAUUUAAAUAAAAAUGGACCCAAAAGCAGCCAUAUUGCGAGAUCACUCUCAGUAAUGUUGCCCAUUUGUACAAUAUUGCUGCUGGGGAAGACUAAGACUAAUAUCUUUGCAUAUAUCUUUGCGUAUGCCCUCCAAUAGCCAGUUGCUCUGUAAAAACCAUUACAUUGCAUACUUGGAAUUCAUUGAAUGUCGAAGAAUCAGAUCAAUUACUUGAUUUAAAUAAGAGUUCAAGAUCUCCGAACUCUGGGCCUGAUUCACUAAAGUGAGAUAAAAUGUAUCGCAUGCU
This is a messenger RNA of Xenopus tropicalis (tropical clawed frog), 2516 nucleotides long. It is a transcript of the gene gabrd, whose product is annotated as gamma-aminobutyric acid (GABA) A receptor, delta. The coding region runs from base 1 to 1353 and encodes 450 amino acids. The transcript has 9 exons. Gene Ontology annotation, molecular function: GABA-A receptor activity; transmembrane signaling receptor activity; extracellular ligand-gated monoatomic ion channel activity. Gene Ontology annotation, cellular component: postsynaptic membrane; membrane. Lineage: Eukaryota; Metazoa; Chordata; Amphibia; Anura; Pipidae. The record is from RefSeq and is a predicted model, not a curated record. Gene Ontology annotation, biological process: chloride transport; monoatomic ion transport; gamma-aminobutyric acid signaling pathway.